This is a messenger RNA of Medioppia subpectinata, 768 nucleotides long. The record is from the annotation of a GenBank genome assembly. NCBI's taxonomy places the organism in Eukaryota, Metazoa, Arthropoda, Arachnida, Sarcoptiformes, Oppiidae.
GUUAUAUUUAUGAUUACUGGAUACCAGAAUAUGCACUGAACAUACAUGUUGUGUACAGUAUUGUAGUGAUUAUUAAGCGCUGGUUGUGAGCACUGGAUACUGUCAAUCGGGUAAUACUUGAUCUCCGCUAUCGAGUGCCACAAAUACAACGAAAACAUACAAAAUAUGAGUGAAACAGAGUUAAUGUCUGAACUCGACUUCAAGAUACGCGACAAAAGCGACGAUGAUUUGUACGGAUGGCAGGCAUUGCCUGACGUACUGUUAGAAGAGAUAUUCAGUUUGCUAUCGAUUAAAGAGAGACACAACGCGUCUCAGGUAUUCCUGAACCGAAUGGGCCUUAAUUUGCGUAAAAUAAUAGUCAAACCGAUGGAUAACUUUUUCAAUUUAUAUGAGUUUAUGAAAAUGUUGUCAUAUUUUGCCGAAUUCUACGAUCAAAACCCAUUGCAAAGAGUGAAUGGAUUGGACUUCACUUUCUCUUGUCAUCAAUUGUUAGAAAGGGAUGGAAAGGAAGAGACAAUUUUCGGCACCGGAGGAAAGCUUUUGCAAUCACUGAUGAGACUCAUGCGAAACCUAAAUGGUCUUCAAUACCUAUCACUUCGAGAGCUAUUACUGGAGCCAAACGAAGCCCAGUAUCUGUUGGACGACGUGGCCGUCAAUUGUUGCCAAACACUGACCACAUUAAAAGUGAUCAAUUGCUCCAAACGUCCCUAUCCUAUACUACAUGUCGGAGUGUUUAUCAAUUUGAAAAUGUUGGUCAUUUCUCCGCAG